CAGUUCACUCGUGAUUAAUCGCUUUAAUGUCACAGUUCACUCGUGAUUAAUCGCUUUAAUGUCACAGUUCACUCGUGAUUAAUCGCUUUAAUGUCACAGUUCACUCGUGAUUAAUCGCUUUAAUGUCGUAGAUGGAUAGAUCGAUAUCAUAAUGACACUUUUUACAAAGCAGAAUAAAUGAGUGCCUGUAACAUACAAUAAUAUGAUUACAGAAAGUGCUCUUAGUUUGACUAAAGUUAAAUAAACGUUCGGGACAUGGCUGGGGAAGAGAAAAAGGUCAAAACGAACAUUAAAGUGAUAAUUAGUGUUGAGGAAUGAACAGGGGAAGCAUUGUUAGUUUCAUGUUCAGCUCGGUCACAAUCCAGCGCGCGCAGAAAGAACAAGACGUUUCAUUAAGGGAAAGAAAAGGAGUUUCCUUUCUUGAUAUAAUGAGCGGCUGUCAUUCUGAGAGGAAGUGAUUCUGAGAGGUCAACAGCACGCAGUCUUAUUCUGAAAGAACAGGAAGGAGAGGGAGGGACUAAAUAAAAGCAGCAAGAAAAAACACUACCUGACCAGAAGGGAGCGGAGCUCGGAGAAGAAGACAAGUUGAGGACUUGUGGACUGAGGAAGGAGAAGUUGUAGGAGGCACAGGAGGCGACGGAGUUUCAUGUCACUGGAAGACGAGGAGACAUAGAAGGAGACAGAAAAGGACAUGAAGUUAGAGCAAGGUUUUUGAAGCACAUGCAUGCAGAAGAAGAAGAGGGUGAGGUUCAGUCUGCAGCAGAAGACAUUAAACAAAUCUGUAAUAACAUCUGUCUGUUCAUCACAUAUCUGUCCAACAGUUCACUCUGCAGCUUUCAAACUCAGCAGGUGACUCGGUCAGCGCGAGCGCUAGUGUGCGAGGUCAGUCUCUCUGAGAGUCAACACAACACAGAAGCAACUUUCUUUUUGAUCUCUUUUUCCACAGCAAAGAAAAAAGAACGCUAAUCUUGCGAUAAAAAAAAUCCGGGGACAUCAGGAGACAUCAGGAGACAUGUGAGACAACAGGAGACAACAUGAGGUUCUAAAGUCAAAUGUUCUCCUGUGACAAAAGGCCUAAAAACUUCCAGUGACGUGAAACCAGUUUUUAUUUGCUAGGCUUCUUGACUCACCUUCAAAGUAAAUACCUGAGAUUAAAACACACCUGAGUCUGAGUGAGACGUCAGACGUGAGACAUGCAACAGCAGCAGCAGAAAGGAAAGACGUCCAUAUAUGGUCCAGACAGGUGUGAGACGUGAGACUGAAGUCAUUUACAGCUGUGCCGGGACACGACUGGACGGAGCUGCAGAGACACAGACGACGUCUGACACAGACAGAGGGGCGGACGCAGUGUGUGAGACAGACAGAGAAAAGGACACAGAGAGGGACAAAGGACACUGAGGAAACAAUGCUGCAGUGGAGGCGAGAGACAGACGGUGAGGGACGGUGUAACAGGGCAGUGAUCGUGUCUGUGGGACGCUUUCACCCCGGGGUCGACCUCUGCAAGAGACCAGGGGCUGAAAAAGACGCCAAGAGACUCCACCGCACCCUGAGCAAACUGGGCUUCAGGGUGGACGUCCACAGUGACCUGAGCGGAGAGGACAUCUACCAGCUGUUUGACAGAGAGAGCAGGCGUCCAGUGAAGGACUGUUUCCUGUCCGUCUUGUCGUCUCACGGUGAGGACGGCUGCGUGUUUGGAGCUGACGGUGAGCCAGUGUGGCUCUCCAGAGUCUUCUCCUGUUUCAACAACCAGCUCAUGGAGAAGCAGGCCAAACUCUUCCUCAUACAGGCGUGUCGAGGACACGAGCUGGACAACGGCGUGGAGGUGGAUUCAGUGAGUGACGCACACUCAAACAACUUCUCUACACAACUUCAUGUUCCUGUGGAUACAACUGUGAUGUACGCAACUACUGCAGGUCACGGGGCCUUCAUGCACCCUCUGGGUUCCGUGUUCCUGCAGACGUUCUGCUCUCUGCUGGAGAGCGAGGGGAACCGUGAGCUGGAGCUGCUGCGCCUGCUGACCCGCCUGUCCCACCGCGUGGCCUACACCUUCCAGGCCAAAGGUCACAUCCUGGGCGGGAAGAAGGCCAUGCCGUGCCUGGUGACCCGGCUGACCCGGGACGUCUUCCCGUUCGCCGACCCACAGAAGAAAGACGCCGAGGGGGCGGGGCUUAGGGCCACGUCACUGGUCGACUCUGACAAAGGCAGGAAGAGAAGUCCGUCCAUCAGUUAGUGGGCGUGUCUGUGACUGUGAGGGGAGAGGCGUGAUGAUGAUGGUGUGUGAGUGUGUGUGUGAGUGUGUGUGUGUGUGUCCAGUCCCUGUGCUGUAAAUGAUAGUUAAGGUAAAGUUAAGGUUAGAUCAGCAGUAGUUAUAGUUAAGGUUAGAUCAGUAAUAGUUAUAGUUAAGGUUAGAUCAGUAGUUAAGGUUAGAUCAGUAGUUAAGGUUAGAUCAGCAGUAGUUAUAGUUAAGGUUAGAUCAGUAGUUAUAGUUAAGGUUAGAUCAGCAGUAGUUAUAGUUAAGGUUAGGUUAGAUCAGUAGUUAUAGUUAAGGUUAGAUCAGUAGUUAUAAUUAAGGUUAGAUCAGCAGUCGUUAUAGUUAAGGUUAGAUCAGCAGUAGUUAUAGUUAAGGUUAGAUCAGUAAUAGUUAUAGUUAAGGUUAAAGUAAAUUUGCAGGAAAUUAAUGCAAGUAAAUGAAAUGUCCUCUGAAGUCAUGGAAGACCAGACUGUGUGUGUGUGUGUGUGUGUGUGUGUGUGUGUGUGUGUGUGUGUGUGUGUGUGUGUGUGUGUGUAAUUGUAUUUAUGUCUCUGUGAGGACAUUCUGUCUGGUCCCCACAACCUUAAAGGGCUUUUUUAGGGUUAAGACCUGGUUUCAGGGUUCUCCAUUAUCACGCACCACAGAUGGAGAACUGAGGGGUUAAAGGUCAGGAUAAGGGGCUAAGAAUUUUUAAUUAUUUGCUUAAUUCAUUAUUUAUUUUAUAUACUAUUUAUUACAACAGCAUUGUUUAAUUUUGUUUUCCAAAACAAACACAUGUUGAUUUUUUGUAAUAGAAUUACAUUUUUUCAGAAUAAAAGUUCUGAAUUCUGUAUGAAAUUGUCUUUUUUUUAAUUAUUUAAAAUCCACUUUGCUCCACUAAUGAAAAUUUAGUGUUUGUCCAGUUUAAUGCUUUUAUUGCAGUGAAGUCGUUAAAAACCACAAAUAGGUCACGUCCUGUUCAUCUGUGCACAAUCAUCACGAAACUCUGCAGACUGCACCUUUAACACAAAAGUGAAAGGAAAACUGUUUGAUCACAAACCUGCUGACUCGUGGUCACAAACCUGCUGACUCGUGGUCGCCACAUCUUACCAGACUGAUAAGAUCGUGAGGUUCAUGGGUCCAGGCUGAUAAACGCCCGCACUUCCUGCUUCCUGCCAGCAGAGGGCGACAGAUAAAAUCACGUGUUUGUGUUAGUGCAGCUGUGGAAUGUGCAGAUGAUGUGAUACACGUGUGUAAUCUAACUAUUUUGAACCUUUUCUUUCAGAUUUCAGUUCUGGAAAUGUAUUUAAAUGUGUGUAUUUUUAAAUUAUGAAUGACUUUGGACAAGAAUUUAAAAAAGAAAAAAGUUAAAAUGAUA
This is a messenger RNA of Solea solea (common sole), 3608 nucleotides long. Its product is annotated as caspase-7-like. Gene Ontology annotation, molecular function: cysteine-type endopeptidase activity. Gene Ontology annotation, biological process: proteolysis. The coding region runs from base 1406 to 2230 and encodes 274 amino acids. The record is from RefSeq and is a predicted model, not a curated record. NCBI's taxonomy places the organism in Eukaryota, Metazoa, Chordata, Actinopteri, Pleuronectiformes, Soleidae. The transcript has 6 exons.